This is a messenger RNA of Carya illinoinensis, 807 nucleotides long. Its product is annotated as HVA22-like protein e. NCBI's taxonomy places the organism in Eukaryota, Viridiplantae, Streptophyta, Magnoliopsida, Fagales, Juglandaceae. The transcript is spliced from 6 exons. The record is from RefSeq and is a predicted model, not a curated record. The coding region runs from base 83 to 529 and encodes 148 amino acids.
CAACACUACCGGCCUUUGCAGCUUGAUAUCUUUUGUCUCGGUGGCUCUAAAUUAUUAUUUUCUCGUUAGGAGAAGAAGGAUAAUGGGACAAUUGUGGACGUUGAUCACUCAACUUCAUUCACUUUCCGGGCCAGUGCUGAUGUUGCUGUACCCCUUAUAUGCAUCAGUGGUGGCCAUAGAGAGCACAUCAAAACUGGAUGACCAACAGUGGCUUGCGUAUUGGAUCUUGUACUCAUUUCUCACUCUUAUGGAGAUGCUUCUCCAACCCAUUUUGGAGUGGAUACCUAUUUGGUACGAUGUGAAGCUACUGUUUGUGAUAUGGCUAGUUCUGCCACAAUUCCAAGGGGCAGCUUUCUUAUAUGAGAGAUUCGUGAGACAGCAAAUCAGCAAGUAUAGAUCAGGAGCGAGUGAUCAUCAACGUGAGAAGUCUCCAGUGCAUCAACGUGAGAAGUCUCCCACUGGCACCAAGGGCAGGCACAAGUUCGUGCAUUUCGUCACCCCGAAGAAAGGGGAGCGCGAGGCAUACUAAAGAGAUCGAAAGACUUGGGGGAAACAUGAGAUUUCAUGCUGGCUUGUGUGAUUCUUCUCCUUCAACGUUUCGUCUUUACAGUAUCCUCUUCUGAUAUUGUAAUAUACGCAUGUACAAGUUUGUAACUUCUGAAAUGCUUUUGUGACUUCUUUUUCUCUUACUGUACAUGAAGACUUGGAUGGCCGCCUGGUGUUUUGCCACGCGCGGCACCACCAAACUGAUUAUCAUGUAAUUUGACUCUUACUUUCGAGUUCAUUCGGAUUUGCUUUCUGCUUUCA